Messenger RNA from Liolophura sinensis, 3457 nucleotides. RefSeq names its product casein kinase I-like. Lineage: Eukaryota; Metazoa; Mollusca; Polyplacophora; Chitonida; Chitonidae. The transcript has 9 exons. Gene Ontology annotation, biological process: protein phosphorylation. The record is from RefSeq and is a predicted model, not a curated record. Gene Ontology annotation, molecular function: protein kinase activity; ATP binding. Bases 157 to 1428 code for a protein of 423 amino acids.
GUAAAUAAUGGCGGAGAUUUAGCGGACUGGAUAGCUUUGCAAUCUAUAUCAUCACACGCAAGCCGUCUAUAGUUGCUGCAUAUAAUACAUAGAAAUCCAAAGACAGAUUAUCGAUUUACUGAUUUAUGGGGGAAUUGUGACGGUUAUCAAACAGGCAUGGAGUUGCGAGUUGGCAACAAAUAUCGUUUAGGUAGAAAGAUCGGCAGUGGUUCGUUUGGAGAUAUUUACCUUGGAACUGAUAUUUCAAACGGAGAGGAAGUUGCAAUUAAACUAGAAUGUGUGAAAACAAAGCAUCCCCAGCUGCAUAUAGAAAGCAAAAUUUACAAAAUGAUGCAAGGUGGAGUUGGAAUUCCAACGAUCAAAUGGUGUGGGGCAGAAGGAGACUACAAUGUGAUGGUAAUGGAACUACUGGGUCCAAGUUUAGAAGACCUUUUCAAUUUCUGCUCAAGAAAAUUCAGUCUCAAAACAGUACUUUUGUUGGCAGACCAGUUGAUAAGCAGAAUUGAAUAUAUACAUUCAAAAAACUUUAUCCAUAGAGAUGUGAAGCCUGACAAUUUUCUCAUGGGCCUUGGCAAGAAGGGCAACCUUGUGUAUAUAAUAGACUUUGGUUUGGCGAAAAAGUAUCGAGAUGCAAGAACACACCAGCAUAUACCAUACAGGGAAAAUAAGAAUCUCACAGGGACGGCCAGAUAUGCCAGUAUAAACACACAUUUAGGAAUAGAACAAAGUAGGAGAGAUGACAUGGAGUCUUUAGGUUAUGUAUUCAUGUACUUUCUGAGGGGCAGUCUACCUUGGCAAGGUUUGAAGGCAGCUACAAAAAGACAGAAGUAUGAGAGAAUAAGUGAAAAAAAGAUGUCAACACCAAUUGAGGAGUUGUGUAAAGGAUUUCCAUCUGAAUUUGCUACAUACCUGAAUUUUUGUCGGUCGUUGCGAUUUGAUGACAAACCCGAUUACUCCUACCUUCGGCAGUUAUACCGAAACUUAUUCCAUCGACAGGGAUUCACAUAUGACUACGUUUUUGAUUGGAACAUGUUAAAAUUUGGUGGUCGUAGUAAUGAAGACUCAGAAAGAGAUAGAAGACACCAGCAUAUCCACAGCUCCUCCUCAAGGCCACACGGAACAGCAGCAGGUAGAGUCCGACAAGAACAGGCAGGAAUAUCUGGUGGACCCCCAGCCUCAGGAGACUAUGGCACCACUUCGCCUCGGCCAGUAUCUAGGGAACGUGAGCGCAGAACCAGUACUAGACUACAUCGAGGUGUUCCAACAAGUUCAGAACUGGCCCGAGAUCCCACAAGAGUGCAUGUAUCAGCUGCCCUCAUGCAGCAAGGGCUUAUCAGUGGAAUUAACUCUGGAUUACGUAGAGGAAGCGCUUCAAAAGAUGGUGAAAUGAUGGCAAGGGCAACAUCUGCUAGACAUUUAAAACAUUGAUGAGGUAGAGACCCGUCAGACAUGGCCAAAAUGAAAAAGAAGAAACUCACAAAAAGAAUUCCCAUGAAGUACAGGCAUCAGAAGUGACAGUAAAUUUGGCAGAAAUAGUUUUGGCAGAGGAUGAUGUUGACCAUGCAUGUAACAAAUGAGGUAUGACGUGCAUAUUAUUCCUGGCAGUUUUGCAAGAUGUAUAUGAUAAAGAAACUCAAUUGAUCCUAAAAUGAUUCUCUUGAGUUUUGUACCCUAGAUUGUUUGUAUCCAUUUGAUGUUAGCCGAUGAAGGCUACAUUGAAAUUGGUGCUACUAUGCGAAGUCAAAACCAAUGUGAAUGAAAAGUGAAAGCCUGACAGUUUCUCGACAUGGUUUUACAUGCCCAGAAAAGCUAUCCAAAGAUGAACACCAGAUCAAGUGAAGAGGUUGCUGCAGCGAGAGAUUUUUUGCACACCUAAGGAAUGAACAGGUCAUUUUGUUUAUGAGAGAGGAUGAGACCGAAGGAUAAGUCUUAGUUUUACAACAAUCUAAUCUAGUACCAUCUUUGAACAAGAUGGAUCUAACUAAAUGUUGUUGUGCAAACAAGAGCUGGGUUUUGGGAAAUAUGUUACAUUGUGCAUGGUUUUUACAAAGGUAAGUCAACAGGUAAGCUUUUAGCUUAGAGACUACAUGUAAAACACUUCAUGUAUUGGACACUGAAGAUUUUUAAGCAUGUAAAAUGAAUGGUUCAUAACCUAGAUUUAUAGAAUUGACUGUUGGCCACAUGAUUAUCACAUGGAAAUAGACUGCACCUGACACUGUUUACCCAAGACACCAUGGUUGGGCCUCAGGUAAGUCACUCCAAAGUCACAGCUAUUUAGUUCUUUUCCAUUCUUAAGUACAUCCUUUUAAAUACAGUGACCUGAAUUGGUUAGAAAACCUUAAUUAAUUUAUGAAAAGUAAAAAAGAUAAUAAUGAUUGGUUUACUUCCAUCAUUGUUGUCAUAGUUAGCACUGUUCAUCUUGUUCAUAAAAAAUUGUAGUGAACUUGAUAAAAGCAUUGUGCGCUUCAUCAGAUCACGAAUUGUUUAAAUCAGUCUAGUCUUGUACCACCUGCAGCAUAGGUAUUAGCAUGAUGUUGCUAAGUAUCCUCUGUAGUUUAGUUACUGGAGAUUUGGUUUCUGGUCAAAUCUUGAUCGGGCUGAUGUACAACUGUUAUGUGUGCCUACUGGUUUUAGUUCGUGAUUGUUAGUAAAACUUUGUGAUAUCAGAUGCUAGUGAUGAAUGUCUUUACCUGUUCACUGUAUUAUCAGCUUGUGAUAGCUGCCUUUAUUCACCCUGGACAUGGCAGUAAAAAAUGUACAUCAAAUACAUUGAAGAUGUGGCUUUUGUCCUGUCAUUUUCUGGUAAUUAUCCGAUGUAAGGGAGCCCAUUGUUUUUCUAAUUAAUGUUCUGCAACCUCGCCCAGUUCGUAAGAAACACACUUCAGCCACUGAAGAACUCGAUAAUUCACUAAGUUCAUUUGUUUCAUUUUUUUUUUAGGAUACAUGCAUCUGGGAUUAAUCUGUUAAAAUCACAUAAAUGCAUGAAGGAUGUACAUGUAUUUUGUUGAUCCAUGGAUAUAAUGAUCAGUGUAAUAGGUUAUUAACUUGCCCAGUAAUGUGCAGGUGAAAUGAAAAGUGACUGGGAUAUAGGUAUGUUUUGUCAAUGACCUGUAAAUAUUUUGAACAAUAUUGUCAGCUGGUCGUGGCUACUGCUGUCCAUUGCCAUGACACCAGUGGGCUUUUAUUUGUAUAUUGAUCAAAUCAUUGUGCAUACAAGUACUCCCUCAAAAUUUGUAAAGUGUGUUGCCUUUCUGUGUAUUUUAUCUCUUGUCGAUUAUUUCUGUUUUCUUGAUUUGAGUUUUGUGUACAAUGUAUACCCCUAGUGUGAGUGUGAGAGACAAUUGUACGAUUGUGUGACUGAAAUGCAAUAGACCUUGUCUCUUAUAUAAGGUAAUUAUUACUGUAUACAUGUACAACAGUUGUAACAAUAUGACUGAUGCAAAUAAACUCCACUGUU